Molecule: messenger RNA, 3437 nt
Organism: Pogona vitticeps (central bearded dragon)
Lineage: Eukaryota; Metazoa; Chordata; Lepidosauria; Squamata; Agamidae
Gene: BMI1
Product: BMI1 proto-oncogene, polycomb ring finger
Biological process (GO): negative regulation of transcription by RNA polymerase II
Cellular component (GO): PRC1 complex
Molecular function (GO): promoter-specific chromatin binding
Source: RefSeq, a predicted model, not a curated record
UGUUGGGGGGGGGGAAGGAAAGCAAUAGGUAGAGGAGAUGUUUUGAGAAGGAAGCCUUGGGUUCCAUCAUCUUCGGCUGUUAAAAUGGUGGACUCUGGAUAGCUGUUUGGCUGGUGAAGGGGAAGAAAGGAACAGAGUGGGACUUGGGGGGGGGAAGGCGUUUGACAGUUACAUGAGGAAACUGACCACGGCAAAAGUUUGUCUAUGGAUGGCUGUCUUUUUUUCUUUCCAGUCCGGGGAGGAGGAGGAGGGGUUAUAUGUAAGGGUAGGUGUGGAUCAGAAGCAGCAAAUCCCAGAAAAGAAAAAGACGUCCCUCAAAAGGUAGCUGGAGGGGAGAAAGGGAAAGACUGCUCGUGUGAGGUGACAGGGUGUGUGAAAAUGUGGGAAGGGGAAAACGCCGAGGGGGGAGGGGAGAAGAGGCAGGGCUCCGCGUAGAGCGCGAGGUGGGUGUGUAUGUGUGUAAGGGGAGGGGGGGAGAGAAAGGAAGAACGCCUUGUGUGCAUGUGUUUGUGUGCGUGAGAGAGAGAGGGAGAGAGGAAGAGCGGGAGGGAGGUGGAACAGGCUGCAGCGUUGAGUGCAGUGGUGGAGAAAAGGAGGACUAAGCGAAGUGGAGCCGCCUCAUACUGAGCGAAAAUGCAUCGUACCACUCGCAUCAAAAUCACCGAGCUAAACCCCCAUCUCAUGUGCGUGAUCUGCGGAGGGUACUUCAUUGAUGCAACCACCAUCAUCGAGUGCCUGCACUCUUUCUGCAAGACGUGUAUUGUGCACUACUUGGAGACGAGCAAGUAUUGCCCUAUUUGUGAUGUCCAAGUUCAUAAAACCAGGCCACUUCUGAAUAUAAGAUCUGAUAAAACUCUCCAAGACAUUGUGUACAAAUUAGUACCAGGCCUUUUCAAAAAUGAAAUGAAAAGGAGAAGAGACUUUUAUGCUGCUCAUCCUUCUGCUGAUGCUGCCAAUGGCUCUAAUGAAGACAGGGGAGAAGUUGCAGAUGAAGAUAAAAGAAUUAUAACAGAUGAUGAAAUAAUAAGUUUGUCCAUUGAGUUCUUUGACCAAAAUAGACUUGAACGGAAAGGAAAUAAAGAGAAAGAGAAAUCCAAAGAGGAGGUGAAUGACAAAAGAUACUUACGCUGCCCUGCAGCAAUGACUGUUAUGCACUUGCGAAAAUUUCUUCGGAGCAAGAUGGACAUACCCAAUACUUUCCAGAUUGAUGUCAUGUAUGAAGAGGAGCCCUUGAAGGACUAUUACACUCUCAUGGAUAUUGCUCAUAUUUACACCUGGAGACGGAAUGGCCCCCUCCCUUUGAAGUACCGGGUACGACCAACUUGCAAAAGGAUGAAGAUUGGCGGGCACCAGCGAGAUGGCUUAAACAAUAGCGGAGACCUGGAAAGUGACUCUGGGAGUGAGAAGGCCAGCAGCCCUGCUGGAGGCACUGCUUCCACUUCAUCUUGUUUGCUCAGCCCCAGCACACCAGUGCAGUCUCCACACCCCCAAUUCCCCCAUAUCUCCAGCACUAUGAACGGAACCGGUGGCAGUCCCAAUAGUAACCACCACUCAUCCUUCACCAGCAGAGCCCGCAAAGCCUCCAUAAAUGGCUCCUCUGCGACUUCCUCUGGCUGACAGAUGGCAUAAUCUCUCCUGGACUUGAAAGUCCCACCAUUUCUCUACCGUUCUCUUUCCUGUUCUUCUGUCUCUUUUUGCUCCAUGCCAUUAAGCUUUAUAGAUGCUAAUCCUAUUCGUGAUUAUCGUCCGAAUUGCUUUAAAGAAAAGACUUUCCAGAGACACUUUGGAUAUUAAAACAAUGGGACUUGUGGAAUGAACAUGGAUAUUAAGACUGUGGGACUUUGGGAAUGAACAUUUCAUAUGGAACUGAAAAAAUAUCAAGCUGUUUCUUAAGGACUAGCAACGUGAAGCAAGGUAUAUACCCUGAUAGACUGGGGAAGAAGAGGGGUGUUUUUCUGUUAGUCACCCUCAAUCUAUUUCCUGGUUUGGACUCGGGAUUGUCCAGAAACAUAUCAAUAAUGGGAUAUAGUUUUGCUAAUCAAGACUAACUUCCUUCAUUUACACUAUCUUGGAUUGUUAACAAUUAUUUCACUGUGUUGUGAACUUUUAGGAAAGAAAGCAAGUAGAAGGCAAGUGGAUUUUCCUUUCUCACCUUGAGAUUUGUCAACACAACCAGAUUAAAUAUGCAUAGGACUAUGCAUAUAGAAGCCAUGCCACUGUGAAUAACAAAUUUUUUUGCUUUAUUUGCAAUUCUGAUUUUUUUUCCUGGUGCAUUCAUAACUACUCCACUGCAGUGCAGAGGGAUAUAAAGAUGGGAAGAGGAAGGUGGGAUGACAGAAGAGCAGGGAAAAAUACAUGUACACUUUUUACAACAUGUAUAUCUGGAAGCGGGUUUUACCGUCUAGUUUAAAGAAACAGAGAAAACCUUUUUUGUAAGAAUCAGAUGGCAUUUUUCAAUGUUUCUUUAGGAAUGCCAUAUUGGUAUAUGAUGAAACAGGAGGCAGUAUUGUAUGAUAUAUUUAUAAAUACUAUAAAGGAAAUCUACAUGUUUUACACACUUGAUGGUCAAAUUUCCAGGUUGGUUCAACCCUUGCAGGUGCCUAUUGCUAGGAUCCUUUUUUAGGUAGCAACUAUCAGCUGAUUUUUCCCCCCAGUAAAGGCUGUAGGGUUGAAGAAGCUCAACUCUCCAUUAACUCAGAAGCAGUUGGCAGUCUCGAAGGAAUUUUGCCAGCUUUGCCUUCUUCCCAUGUAGUAUAUUAUUUUUUACUUUUACACAGUGUGAUUGUUUUAAUAAAACAGGGUGGGUGGGGGAGGGGACUGGAGUUGUAGACAAUGGAGGAACAGAGCUGCAAUUAGACUCUUUCAUUUGUUUUAUUAUUUGGUGUGAUGGAUUUGUGGGCUUUUUUCCCUUUAAAAAAAAGCACAGGAAAUCAUAUAAGAAGCCAUAAAAUAUGCAGAAGCCUCUUUCACUCAUUCUUAACAAAUCAAUAAGCCAAUGGAUGAAGGUUUUUAAUCAAAAUUUGUUUUAAUAUAUAUGUAUGUAUGUAUAUGGUACAAUACUAACUUGGUUAAAGAUUAAUAGGUACUUUGGUAUCUUCAAUAAGCUGUGGGGAGUCCCUUCUGCAAAACAGGCUUCUGAGGGCACAUCAAGUUUGAAAAAAGAAGGAAGCUGUUUAGAAAUGUCAGUGCCCUUAAGAGCCCCCAAUACUUUUCAGUUUGUGCUUUGCUUUGGUCAAACUUUGUGUGUGUGUGUGUGCGUGUGUUAUUCUUCACUCAUCAGUUACACAUUUGUGAGGUUGUCUGUCCUAUAUGAGGAUUGUUUCAUGUUUGUAUGGGAAAACUUUAGCUGAAUAUUUCAUUGUCUCCAGUCUGCAAAAGAAGCACAAAUCUAUUGCUUUGUCUUGCUUACAGUCAUUAAAUCAUUACUUUUGCAUAAA